AUGGAGGAAUUCAAGUUGUUAAGUUGCGGUAUAGACAACAAGUACGGCCAAGAUCUAGGAGCUGGGUACCAUGAAGAUCUUGAAGCGAUAUAUAGGAACAAGGGGUACUGGUUCGGGGAUUCCCUUACAUAUAACGAUCCCGGAAUGGGGAGAAGUUUUAUCCACGGGACGGGUCUGUAUCAUCCUUCUCGUCCAAUUCAAUGGGACUGA
Messenger RNA from Marasmius oreades (fairy-ring Marasmius), 210 nucleotides. RefSeq lists its product as uncharacterized. The coding region runs from base 1 to 210 and encodes 69 amino acids. The record is from RefSeq and is a predicted model, not a curated record. NCBI's taxonomy places the organism in Eukaryota, Fungi, Basidiomycota, Agaricomycetes, Agaricales, Marasmiaceae. The transcript is spliced from 3 exons.